AUGCAUACCUCAACAUUGCUCUUAGUCCUCUCCUCGCUUGGUGCUCAAGCAAUUCCUCUCCUCCGUCCUAAGGCAAAUGAUAUCCUCGCGCGCAGGGAGGUGCCAUACUCUGUUGUGAAUGUUGGCGGCCAACCUAGCGCCGAAGCGACCCCCGUCGUUGAAACUGUCACUGUCGGCUCUCCUCCACAGACUCCGGUGACAAUCACUAUCACCCACACUCCAUCAUCGUCCCCUUCUAGCACUCCUUCUCCCUCGUCUUGGAGCGCCGGGCCAUUGCCAACUGGCAUUCCCAGCGGAGAGUCCCCGGUCGUGGCUCGAGGACUGAACGCCACUGCCCGGAGAGUCCGGAGGUCUUCCUCGGCGAACAGCACUGAGGUUCAUGAUCUUGCUGCUCGUCACAAUGGCACUGUGUCUCACCUUGACAGUCGAAGCAACAACACUGCCUCUUUGGUUUCUCGCAGUAAUAGCACAGAAUCUAAGCUCACUGCUCGGAGCAACAGUACUACCAUCCUCACUGCCCGUGGAAACAGCACAGAGUUCAAGAUUGCCGCUCGGGGCAACGGUACUGCUUCUGGUCUGGGUGCUCGCAGCAACAUUGUCAACUCUCGCCUGGCGGCCCGCACCAAUAACACCGCCUCUGCUGUUGUCGCUCGCAGCAACAGCACCGAGGCCAACACCAUCACGGCGCGCAGCAACAGCACCAACUCCCACAUCAAGGCUCGUGGCUUGAACCUCACUGAUCGUGCUGUUCUUUACCUUCGUGAUGCCCUCAACUCCACCCGCGUACAUGACAGCAAUGCUGUGGCGAAGAGGAGCUCGAACGGCACAUCGCUUGACGCUUAA
Messenger RNA from Aspergillus oryzae RIB40, 843 nucleotides. RefSeq lists its product as uncharacterized. The coding region runs from base 1 to 843 and encodes 280 amino acids. The transcript has a single exon. NCBI's taxonomy places the organism in Eukaryota, Fungi, Ascomycota, Eurotiomycetes, Eurotiales, Aspergillaceae. The record is from RefSeq and is a predicted model, not a curated record.